Eptesicus fuscus (big brown bat) is the source of this 1123-nucleotide messenger RNA. It is a transcript of the gene ANKRD45, whose product is annotated as ankyrin repeat domain 45. Gene Ontology annotation, molecular function: protein binding. The coding region runs from base 140 to 964 and encodes 274 amino acids. The record is from RefSeq and is a predicted model, not a curated record. The transcript has 6 exons. NCBI's taxonomy places the organism in Eukaryota, Metazoa, Chordata, Mammalia, Chiroptera, Vespertilionidae.
UCCCGCCUCGUGGGCAGCCUCGGGGAUCCGGGAGGUCCCUGCGGGAUUCAGGCCGAAAGGCGAACUCUGGUGCCCCCUCUGCCACUCUUGGCAGGGCUGCCCCUCACUAUCCUCUUCCUCGUUGGUAUUUUUGGAGUUAAUGGAUCUAGAAGAAGCCCCAGACUCAGAGAGUUCAGAAAAAUCAGAACUUUUCUCGCAGCAAGAAGAAGAAGAAGUUGAAGAAGGAGAAGAAGAGGAGGAGGAAGAGGAGGAAGAAGAGGAGGAGGAGGAGGAGGAAGAGGAGGAGGAGGAAAAGAGAGGCCUUCUUAAUCCUCUCUUACAACCUGUUCUCACAGGGGAUGUAGAAGGUUUGCAGAAGAUUUUUGAGGAUCCAGAGAACCCUCAUUAUGACCAGGCCAUACAGCUCCUCUUGGAAGAAGACAUUGUCGGAAGAAAUUUGUUGUAUGCAGCUUGCAUGGCUGGGCAAAGUGAAGUGAUUAGAGUUUUGGCAAAAUAUGGUGUGGAUCUGAAUGACAACACAGCCAGAGGUUAUACACUCUUACACUGUGCUGCAGCCUGGGGGCGUCUGGAAACUUUGAAAGUGCUCGUGGUGGAACUGGAUGUUGAUAUAGAAGCUCUGAACUUCCGGAAAGAGCAAGCUCGAGAUGUUGCUGCUCGGUAUUCCCAGACCGAGUGCGUUGAAUUCCUGGACUGGGCAGCUGCAAGGCUGGCUCUGAAAAGAUAUAUUACAAAGGUCUCUACAACGGUUACAGAAUCAGAGAAGGGACCAGGGAGACUCUUCAAGGAAGACAAGAAUAACAUCCUCAUUGCAUGCCGUAUAAGGAGUGAGUGGUUGGAAACCCAUUUGGAAGCUUCGAUCAAUGAGAUUUUUGAGCAGAAACAACAAUUGGAAGAUAUUGUGACUCCUAUCUUCACAAAAAUGGCUACACCACGUCAAGUGAGAAGUGCCAAAUCUGUAGCCUAAGCCUUGGUCAGAAAAGAAGCCAAAACCAUACCUUCUAUUGAGCAGAUAUUUUAUAAAAAGCCACAUUUUCUUCUAGUAUUUCUAUUCAUGACAACUGAAGCUGAGAAAAUUGAUGUGGGGUCUUAUUAAAAUGUUUAAGUAUGAAAUGGGAUCAGCCCU